UCGUCAGUUGAGGCUGAAGAGGCGGAGGCUGGCCCUUCUUGAUGGAGAGUUUUUAGGAGCGAGAAGAUGGAAAGAGGAGGCGUGAUGAACGCCACGGAGAUCCCGGGCUACAACAACCGCACUCAAACGUCGGGGACCCUGCUCUCCAAGGAGGACCCGGCGGGCAGGCGGGGCUCCUCGGCGGGAUGCUACGAGCAGCUGCUCAUCUCCACCGAGGUCUUCCUGACGCUGGGCGUGGUCAGCCUGCUGGAGAACAUCCUGGUGGUGGUGGCCAUCGUGAAGAACAAGAACCUGCACUCGCCCAUGUACUUCUUCAUCUGCAGCCUGGCGGUGGCCGACAUGCUGGUGAGCGCCUCCAACGCCUCGGAGACCGUCGUCAUCGCGCUCAUCAACGACGGCAGCCUGAGCAUCCCCGUCACGCUCAUCAAGAGCAUGGACAACGUCUUCGACUCCAUGAUCUGCAGCUCGCUGCUGGCGUCCAUCUGCAGCCUGCUGGCCAUCGCCAUCGACCGCUACAUCACCAUCUUCUACGCGCUGCGCUACCACAACAUCGUCACCUUCAGGCGGGCCACGCUGGUCAUCAGCAGCAUCUGGGUCUGCUGCAUCAUGUCGGGCGUGCUCUUCAUCGUCUACUCGGAGAGCACCGCCGUGCUCAUCUGCCUCAUCAGCAUGUUCUUCACCAUGCUGGUGCUCAUGGCCUCGCUCUACGUGCACAUGUUCCUGCUGGCGCGCCUGCACAUGAAGCGCAUCGCCGCGCUGCCGGGCAACGGGCCCGUGCAGCAGCGGGCCAACAUGAAGGGCGCCAUCACGCUCACCAUCCUGCUGGGCGUCUUCGUGGUGUGCUGGGCGCCCUUCUUCCUGCACCUCAUCCUCAUGAUCAGCUGCCCCCGCAACCCCUACUGCACCUGCUUCAUGUCGCACUUCAACAUGUACCUCAUCCUCAUCAUGUGCAACUCCGUCAUCGACCCCAUCAUCUACGCCUUCCGCAGCCAGGAGAUGAGGAUGACCUUCAAGGAGAUCUUCUGCUGCUCGCACGCCCUCCUGUGCGUGUGAACUUUGACCUCCGCUUGAUGUGAAACGCAGGUUCGCCUGUUUGAAAAAAACAAAUGCAACCCAAAGUACUGGGACACCUGCAGGAAGUGGAAUUCUAAGCCCGCCUUCGUGGACAUGGCAACAGGAAGAAGCCUCAUUCUCGCACGCCAGCGAGCCAUUACUUAUGCCCACACGGGUAAAGUGUGCCUCCCUACCGUCGCCACGAAAGGACAAUUGGAUACGAGAAGCGAGAAAAUAAAGUGGAAAAGGAGCAAAAAGGAAAGUCGCAUAUAAUGCUAAUUAUCAUGAAAAUAAUAAUAAUAAAACGCUUUGUUUUGCUUGAAUGUAUAACUUCUUAGCACGUCCUCUGCAGAGGACAUUUUUGUUUCGCACAACAGGGCUACGUCCCUUAAAAAGAAUAUAUAAUUUAUAUGGGUGCACAAAAAAUGGAUUCACAUCCAAAUCGCGAUUGUCA
Molecule: messenger RNA, 1507 nt
Organism: Nerophis lumbriciformis (worm pipefish)
Lineage: Eukaryota; Metazoa; Chordata; Actinopteri; Syngnathiformes; Syngnathidae
Gene: mc4r
Product: melanocortin 4 receptor
Biological process (GO): G protein-coupled receptor signaling pathway
Cellular component (GO): membrane
Molecular function (GO): melanocortin receptor activity
Source: RefSeq, a predicted model, not a curated record